Messenger RNA from Cucumis sativus (cucumber), 1641 nucleotides. RefSeq lists its product as uncharacterized. Gene Ontology annotation, biological process: chloroplast organization; regulation of DNA-templated transcription. Bases 107 to 1315 code for a protein of 402 amino acids. The transcript has a single exon. The record is from RefSeq and is a predicted model, not a curated record. Gene Ontology annotation, cellular component: chloroplast. Lineage: Eukaryota; Viridiplantae; Streptophyta; Magnoliopsida; Cucurbitales; Cucurbitaceae. Gene Ontology annotation, molecular function: double-stranded DNA binding.
GGUUAAAAUAAGUUUAGGGUUGUAGGAACUACUGUGUUCAACAGAACCCCAAUCGUCACAAGUAGCACUCGGCAGUCGGUGGAUACAUGCCCACCCAAACCUCUUUAUGACCAAUUUUCUACUCAAACCUUCUCUACUACGUCUCUUUGCUCAAGAUCUCCGGGAUUUCACACACAACAACACCACAAUUGGCCUCAAAUUCCUUUCUUCUCUCUCUCAAACCCCUCAAUCAACCAACGAUCCCACUGUCGAUUACCUCAUCCACACCAUCGGCCUCUCCAAGGCUUCAGCUCUCGCCGCUGCCAAGCAAAUCCGUCUCAAACCAACCGCGCAUCCCGACUCCGUUCUUGCACUCUUUAACGCCUAUGGAUUCACACCCUCCCACAUUGCCAGCAUCUUUAGCAGACGACCCAGUCUCCUCCUUGCCAAUCCCGACACAACACUCAAGCCCAAGUUCGAGUUUCUCUCCAGAAACGGCAUAUCUGGCAACUUUCUCGCCGACGUAAUCGAUAGGGACCCAUUGAUUCUCUGUAGGAGCCUGGACAAGCAGAUUGUUCCAUGUAUUGAUUUUCUCAUAAAUUUCUUUGGGUCUACUGAUUGUAUUGUUUCGCUAUUUUCUACUGCACAUAGGACUCGUGUUUUGCACACAUUUUCUGAAUUCGUGGCUCCUAAUAUCGAAGUAUUGAGAGCUAAUGGAGUGCUCGAUUCCAACAUUGCUAAACUGCUUUGGAUGCGCCCGAUUGCACUCUCCAGGGAUGUGGAAUGGUUUACUGACAUUGUCGAGAAGACAAGGGAAAGGGGGUUCAAUCCUUCGAGUUUGAUGUUUAUUCAUGGGCUGUGUACACUUUCAUCGAUGAGCAAGGACAAAUGGUUAUCGAAAUUGCAUCUUUUUAGAAGUUUUGGGUGGUCAGACGAGCAGUUUCAAUCUAUGUUUCUCAAGAAACCCUUUGUCAUGAAUUCGUCCGAGGAGCAUUUAAAGAGGGCAUUGGAUUUCUUUGUGAUCAAAUGGGACUGGACAUGGGAAGAUAUUUCCAAGUACUCACUUUUGCUCAAUUUUAGUCUUGAAAAGAGGCUGAUACCGAGGUCGUCUAUCCUUCAGCACCUGAUAUCAAAAGGUUUUAUCAAGAGGAAGAGUGUUGGCAGUGCAUUGAAUAGUCCCGAGCAUAAGUUCUUAGAGAAGUUUGUGAUGAAGUAUCUUUCAGAAGAUCCCAAUCUAUUAGAGAUGUACCAAGAGAAGAAGAAGAUGGCACUUUGUGAGAGAUCAGAGGCUGUAGGUUUGUGUGCAAAGCUUGAUCUUAGAACUGUGAUUUGCUGAUAACCGACAUCAUAUGAUAGUUAUAGCAUUUUGAUCUUUUAGGAAUGUACCAACUUGGCAUGAGACUGCGCCAAGAGAAGUAAGUAGUUAUGAUGCUUAAUUUUAAAGAUCGGUAUCAUUGAUGAUUGGGGCCGGGUUUCUCUUACAUUUACAAGAGAGAAAGAUUGUUGUUCUCUUUGGUUAGCGGGUCUGUAUCUCUUGUUUUGUUUGCUUGUUCUUCUUCUCGCUUCCUUUUGGAAGAUUAUUAUAUCUUAGAAUUUAUUCAUUUAUAUCAAUCAACCAAAAGUUUGAUCAUCUGGUUAGUGUAUAUAUUUGGAAUUCAACUA